Nothobranchius furzeri (turquoise killifish) is the source of this 3536-nucleotide messenger RNA. Its product is annotated as putative claudin-24. Gene Ontology annotation, molecular function: structural molecule activity. Gene Ontology annotation, biological process: bicellular tight junction assembly; cell adhesion. The record is from RefSeq and is a predicted model, not a curated record. Lineage: Eukaryota; Metazoa; Chordata; Actinopteri; Cyprinodontiformes; Nothobranchiidae. Gene Ontology annotation, cellular component: bicellular tight junction; plasma membrane.
UUAGUCUGCACAGUGUCAUGUACACCACGUACUGGCCCCUCAUGUCACACUUCCACCGACAGAAAUGUGACCUUUCCCGAUCUUUUCAAAGUCCUGCCCGAGUAUCAUGAUGUCAAAGAGGUUUUCAAUGAACACAGCACUUCCUCUUUCCCUUCUCAUAGGCCUUUUGGUUGUGCUAUCAACCACCUGCCUGCCACCUUUUCCCACCAGAGGUCAUUUGUACUCUCUAACCAGUCCAGAGAACCAAGAUAUAGAGAAAUACAUCACAGCAAGCUGGGAUUAUCCACCCUUCAUUGUCUCCUGCCAGAGCAGGAUUCUUCUUCGUAAUCAAGAGAUACGGUCCCCUCAGACCUGUACUGACCCACAAGAAUCGUUAUCCCAUAAACACAGCCUUUGUCUUACUUCAAGGGUCCAGGAAUUUCACCAGACCAGAUCUCAGGAAUGUUCAAAACUUUGUCUGAAUCAGAGAAGGAGAUGAGUGUAAACAACCUUCAACACCCCCCAUUACGAAUCCUUGGUCAUGCUUUGUCAUGGUUUUACAAACGCCGCUGUUGUUUACCCAUCUCUGGUCAGUGACAUUCUACAGGACAUGUUUGGUCCGUUAGUUUUCGUUGACUUGGAUGACAUUCUCAUUUCCCCACACAUCAGAAACAUGUCCAUUUAGUACUUCUCUGCCUUUUACAGAAUAACCUCUUUAUUAAAGCAGAGAAAUGUCAGCUUCAUGGGUCUACCAUGUCAUGUUUUGGGUCUUGGUUUCACCUUCAGCUACUAGGAAAUGUUUGGUCUGCGGGGUUAGGGUUAGGGUUACAACAACGUGUUUAAAGAGUUUAAUUCAGGUGUCGAUAAUUCUAGAGUUAUGAAAAUGUGCUGUCAGUGGGCAACACAAUGAAACACAAUGCUUCUGUGAGCAACCUAACAUUGAUUAUUAAGCAUACACAAAGGCAGUCAACGUGCCAAAAUAACAAGGAUGAUGAAGAAAAUACAUGGGGAAAGUCAAAUCACAGUAAAUUUGAAAGGAUCUUUAUCAUUUACAUAUCAAACAGCAGUUUUUGGUGUCCCUUAUGAUAGGAGCUUAAUCAAGUUUGAAUUGCCUGAGUGAUGUCUCUGAUUAAGUUUACUGGACUUCCCAAGCAGACCGUUGUGUGCAUGUUCGGACUGAUGGAGCUGUGCUGUGUUUAUGACAUAAUUUGAGUGGCUCGGGGUUUAUGUCGACCUCAAGUGUGUGGCUACAGGAACUGCAACAACUCGGAUGACAACCAUUUCCUUUAAACCUCUAGAGUAGUUAGAAAAAUUCAACAUGAUAUGAAAUUCAGGAGGGCUUCUGCUGUCUGUUCUGUCCUCGGGUCGCUGGGGAGAGUUUUCAAUCACGCCAGAUUACUUUAAAAAUGUCUUUGAUCUUUUUGCGUAUUUUAGGCGAGCUUUUUGUUGAGACAUGAAAGAAUUCAGCUGGGGAUUUUAUCAGCGCCUUGCUGAUCGUGUGUUUGUUUGUGGAAGCAUUUUCUCACAUCUCAGCUUUGAUCUGCAGCCUCCUACAUUCAUUUCCACACAGUGUGCAGUGUUCAUCCGAGAGCAGACAAUACGCUCCACUGUUGCUUCACAUUCAGUCACAUGCAGGAAAAAGCCUGCCUGUAACAAUGCUUUCCCCAAACCGCUGAACGUCAUCAAAUAUCUUUGUUUUUGUGUCUGGUUUUAUUUUCUUUUUGAAGAAAUUCACAGAUACUUCAUUUCAGAAACAUAAAAAAAAAUUAGGUGUUUUGCAUCCCAUUUUUUCAUCAAACAGUUUCUUGAUAAACUCACAGGAAAAUCAUUUUUUGUUUAUUCACUGACUUGAAAAUUGCACAAGAAGAAAAGUUUGCAUAGCAGAUAUGUUUUGCUGCAUGGGAUGGGUAAACUUCCUGUCUGCAUUUAAUGACAUCCCUCGUGACUUGCAGUUUUGGGAAGCACUUGACGAUGGCCUUGUCAAAUGAGCCAUCUCUGCCCACCCUGCUGCCCAUUGGCACAGCAGAAGGAGCUCAAAGGGGAGGGCCUAAUGGGCUCGCUCUCCUUUCUGCAACCGAGCAUGUGUGCUCCUCUGAGAGAGAACUGUUUGUGAACCAGCUCCGAGUCUUGAGCCAGAGCGGUCAGCUCUAAUUAUCAGAUGCUUCGAGCAGCCUCUGUCCCGACUGAACACCAAGAGGCCUCUCCACCUGAAGCUAGAGAAGAAGAACUCUUGUGGCUCUGUCAAGCAUGGAGACCAGAGAGGGAGAGAGAAACACGGGCAUGUCGGCAUGUGCUCUGGAGCUGCUGGGGAUGGUGAUCUAUGUCGGGGCAUGGCUGUGCGCUUUAGCUACCACUAUCCUACCACAGUGGCUGACCAUGUCCACUGCGCUGCUGUCAGUAGAAAGCUACGACUUGGGCUUGUGGGAGACCUGUGUGGUCCAGGACAUUGGAGGCAUUGAGUGUAGAUCUUAUGACAGCCUCCUUGGCCUUUCAAGUGACCUCAAGCUGGCUCGCAUCUUCAUGUGUGCUUCACUCACAUUGGGCAUGCUGGGAAUUAUUGUGGCUACACCCGGACUCUACCUGAUCAACAGCUGUUCAAAUCAUGGCGGCUAUCAAACCAAGAGGACUUUAACCAUCACAGGAGGGGUUCUGGGCAUGAUUUCAGGAGUGCUGUGCCUGAUCCCUGUGUCCUACAUGGCCCAUUUAGCAGUGGUGCAUUUCUUUGAUGAUAAAGUACCAGACGCGGUGCCUCGGUGGGAAUUUGGAGACGCCUUGUUCUGCGGCUGGGUGGCAGGAUUUCUCUUCAUAGUUGCCGGGCUGCUCAUGGUCACCUCCUGUGUGUGCUCCCAGGUGGAGCCUCAGCCUGCGCUGCAGAGGAGGUAUCAGAGGAAGAGUUCAGAUGGUAGCUUCAGAAAGCACGCGGAGUACGUUUAACGGAGGAAGAAGAUGGACAGCACAGCCAUCUGUAGCUGCUUUGCACCAAAGAAUAUUUUUGUUAUCAAAUGCAAGAACAUGUAUUUUAGUUAUUUUAUCCAAAAAAUGGUUUUCAUCACCUCGAUUCCGUUGUUUUGCCUGUGAAGUUGAACGUCACAUUUGAUCGGCGUGCUGUGAUCAACACAAAGAAAUGUCUAUUGUCAAGAUGAUGCUACAAAAUAUGUAUUAUCCUUCAAUCAGGACACUUUCAGACUCCUGUCAGUACCUGAAGUGAACUGGUGCCUUCUUAAGCUCGCUGUGAUUGGAUGUCAUUCUGAAAGCUAAAGCAUUGAUUGUUUCUUGGAAAGUUUCUGUGCCUUUGUUUGAAUCCGGGACUCUCCACCAUUUGACCUCAGAACUGAAGAAGCCUCUCGGAUGAGAGGUGAAACGUCUUCAAGCAACUCAAAGAAGUCCAGACGCUUUUCUUUCAACGCUCCGUAGACUAGAAUGACCUGGAUGACUGAGACCUUCACAGACCUGUCUUUCUGUGCCUUUGGUUGGUUUGCUCAUGAGCUGUAUUAUUCAGACUUUUAACAAAUGAUCCACAUCAAAUGUUUCUUUUUUCAUUAAAAUGGUAAACGCUC